AUGGCAGCAGCACGCAAGGCCCCCAUUGCAGUCAUCAAGCGCGCGUGGGAGCGCAUCGCUCCCCUCCAGCUUGCGGAGACGAGCUGGGAUAACGUCGGCGUCCUGGUCGAGGCCCCGUUCCCCAAGGAGAAGAAGCAAGUGCUUCUCACCAUUGACCUCACUGCUGCCGUUUGUGCCGAGGCCCUGGCCCUCCCGGGCUGCUCAGUCGUGAUCGCCUACCACCCUCCUAUUUUCAAAGGUCUCAAGUCCCUCACCCUCAGCAACCCUCUCCAGGCCUCGCUCCUCAAGCUCGCAGCCUCUGGUAUCUCAGUGUUCGCUCCGCACACCUCGCUCGACGCCACCCCCAAGGGCAUCAACACCUGGCUUGUCGAGCCCUUCAAGGACGUCACUGCCACCUCGGAGGUUGUGGACCCGACCGCCCAGCCUCCAGCCGGCUUUGAGGGUGCCGGCAUGGGCCGCAUCGUCACACUUUCGCGUCCCCUUGCUGUCCCCGACGUGGUUGCCAGGGUCAAGAAGCAUCUGGGUGUAGAGUACGUGCAGCUCGCCACCCCCGACGAGGAGACGCCUAUCACUUCGAUCGCCGUCUGUGCCGGCUCCGGCGGCGGCGUCAUUGGCGGCACCAAGGCGGACAUGCUCGUCACUGGUGAGAUGAGCCACCACGAGGUGUUGGCCAAGGUCGCUUCUGGUCAGAGUGUCAUUCUCGCCAACCACACCAACACGGAGCGCGGGUACCUCAGUGCCGUCCUGCAGCCGUGGCUCGAGAAGGAGCUCAACACCGACGACGAGUCUGGAUGGGAGGUGUUGGUGAGCAAGAAGGACGCCGACCCCCUGCGGACCGUCUAG
Molecule: messenger RNA, 843 nt
Organism: Apiotrichum porosum
Lineage: Eukaryota; Fungi; Basidiomycota; Tremellomycetes; Trichosporonales; Trichosporonaceae
Exons: 6
Coding region: 1-843 (280 amino acids)
Cellular component (GO): mitochondrion; cytoplasm
Source: RefSeq, a predicted model, not a curated record